GUUUGGGAAGUUUCACACGAGCCGUUCGCGUGCAGUCCCAGAUAUAUAUAGAGGCCGCCAGGGCCUGGGGAUCACACAGGAUCCGGAGCUGGUGCUGAUAACAGCGGAAUCCCCUAUCUACCUCUCUCCUUGGUCCUGGAAUAGCGCUACGAUCACCAAGUAGCCAUAAGAUACUAUAAUAAGCCGUCAGCACUUGCUCAGUAGUUUCGUGACAGUCUCUCGUAAAAGGGACACAAAACAAUUUUUUUGUUCGAAGGACUCCAAAAAUAAAAUUCUCUAGGGAUAAAAAAAACAACAACAACAAAAUGCCAGCUGAUAUAAUGGAGAAAAAUUCCUCGUCUCCGGUGGCUGCUACUCCAGCCAGUGUCAACACGACACCGGAUAAACCAAAGACAGCAUCUGAGCACAGAAAGUCAUCAAAGCCUAUCAUGGAAAAGAGACGAAGAGCAAGAAUAAAUGAAAGUCUGAGCCAGCUGAAAACACUGAUUUUGGAUGCUCUUAAGAAAGAUAGCUCGCGGCAUUCCAAACUGGAGAAAGCAGACAUUCUGGAAAUGACAGUGAAGCACCUCCGGAACCUGCAGCGGGCACAGAUGACGGCCGCGCUAAGCACAGACCCGAGUGUGCUGGGGAAGUACCGCGCGGGUUUCAGCGAGUGCAUGAACGAGGUGACCCGCUUCCUGUCCACGUGCGAGGGCGUUAACACCGAGGUGCGCACACGGCUGCUCGGCCACCUGGCCAACUGCAUGACCCAGAUCAACGCCAUGACCUACCCCGGGCAGCCGCACCCGGUCUUGCAGGCGCCGCCACCGCCCCCGCCAGGACCCGGAGGUCCGCAGCACGCGCCGUUCGCGCCGCCGCCACCGCUGGUGCCCAUACCCGGGGGCGCGGCGCCCCCUCCCGGCGGCGCGCCCUGCAAGCUGGGCAGCCCGGCUGGAGAGGCAGCUAAGGUGUUCGGUGGCUUCCAGGUGGUGCCGGCUCCUGACGGCCAGUUUGCCUUCCUCAUCCCCAACGGGGCCUUCGCUCACAGUGGCCCCGUCAUCCCAGUUUACACCAGCAACAGCGGGACCUCCGUGGGACCCAACGCAGUGUCGCCUUCCAGCGGCCCUUCGCUCACUGCAGACUCCAUGUGGAGGCCCUGGCGGAACUGAGGGGCUCAGGACACCCCUCCCCCUAAACUCCCCAACCUCUCUCUCUUCCCUUGGGACACUAAACAGGAACUUGGACGCUGGGAGAGAAGAGGACUUUUUGAUUAAGUUGUUACCUUGUUUUUUUUAAUUUCUAAAAAGUUACUUUUUUGUAGAGAGCUGUAUUAAGUGACUGACCAUGCACUAUAUUUGUAUAUAUUUUAUAUGUUCAUAUUGGAUUGCGACUUUGUAUUAUAAAAGUUCAGAUGACAUUUCGUUUUUUACACGAGAUUUCUUUUUUAUGUGAUGCCAAAGAUGUUUGAAAAUGCUCUUAAAAUAUCUUCCUUUGGGGAAGUUUAUUUGAGAAGAUAUAAUA
Molecule: messenger RNA, 1500 nt
Organism: Pteronotus mesoamericanus
Lineage: Eukaryota; Metazoa; Chordata; Mammalia; Chiroptera; Mormoopidae
Gene: HES1
Product: hes family bHLH transcription factor 1
Exons: 4
Coding region: 306-1148 (280 amino acids)
Biological process (GO): regulation of neurogenesis; anterior/posterior pattern specification; Notch signaling pathway
Cellular component (GO): nucleus
Molecular function (GO): DNA-binding transcription factor activity, RNA polymerase II-specific; protein dimerization activity; E-box binding
Source: RefSeq, a predicted model, not a curated record